Messenger RNA from Anas platyrhynchos (mallard), 1507 nucleotides. RefSeq lists its product as uncharacterized. Gene Ontology annotation, biological process: central nervous system development; endocrine pancreas development; spinal cord motor neuron cell fate specification. NCBI's taxonomy places the organism in Eukaryota, Metazoa, Chordata, Aves, Anseriformes, Anatidae. The record is from RefSeq and is a predicted model, not a curated record. Gene Ontology annotation, cellular component: nucleus. Gene Ontology annotation, molecular function: DNA-binding transcription factor activity, RNA polymerase II-specific; sequence-specific double-stranded DNA binding.
GGAGAGCGAGUGCCCGGGAGGAGGAGGAGCGGAGAGGAGGGCUGCCCCCGAGGGCAGCCCCUCGGAGCGGAGCGGGGGCCCGGGGGUGGAUGCCCGCCGGUGCCGGGGCUGGCCCGGGGCUGCCCGGCCGGGCGCUGCCCUGGCAGGCGAGCCGUGCCGUGCCGUGCCCAGGGGGGGCCCGCCAUGCACAAACCCAUGGAGAAAUCCCAAAACUUCAGCAUCGAGGCGCUCCUGGCUGAAGAGCCGCCGAGGAGCGCGUCUCCACCGGGGCUCAGCCCCGCGGGGAGCCCCGGCCCCCCUGGGCGCACCGACACCCCCUCGCCGAGGGCUCCCCAGCUCUCUGCGCCCCUCGCCCCGGCCGGUUUCGUCCCCAAGCCCGGCUUGCUGCAUCUCCCCGGCCCCGGGCUCGGCGCCCUGCCGGCCCUUUACCCCCCCGCCGUGUACCCGCUGCCUGCCCUGGGGGGCCAGCACCCCGCUUUCGCCUACACCGGCUUCCCCCACCUGCCGCCGCCCGGCGCGGAGCACCUGAAGGCGGCCGUGGCCGGCUCCUUGCCGCUGGAGCACUGGAUCCGAGCCGGGAUGCUGGUGCCGAGGCUCUCCGACUUCCACGCCACCCCGCAGGCCGGCUUGAUGGGGAAGUGCCGCCGGCCCCGCACGGCCUUCACCAGCCAGCAGCUCCUGGAGCUGGAGAACCAGUUCAAGCUCAACAAGUACCUCUCCAGGCCCAAGCGCUUCGAGGUGGCCACGUCGCUGAUGCUCACCGAGACGCAGGUGAAGAUCUGGUUCCAGAACCGGCGGAUGAAGUGGAAGCGGAGCCGCAAAGCCAAGGAGCAGGGGGCCACGGCGGAGGCGGAGAAGCCGCGGGGGCUCGGCAAAGCCUGUGAGAAGCUGCUGCCCGGAGAGCCCCAGGGACAGGCGGGCGAGGGCCCCGAGUUUGUGGGGUGCAGCCCCGGCUCGGGCUUCCUGCACCGCAGCGCCGCCGAGCUGGGCUACGGCCCCGACUCCUCCUGCUCGGGGGGAGAGGAGGAUGAGGAAGAGGAGGAGGACGAGUUGGGCGCCGCGGAGAGGAAGAUGGGCUCCGUGUUGUGAAGAGGGGCCGGGCUGAGGCGUCGGGGGCCUCUUCGCUGGCAGCCACAGACUGUGCCCGUGCGGGGCAGGGGGGCCGUGGGGAGCCUGCCCCCCGCUUUAACUUAUGUGUGUUUGGAUCCUAUUUAACUCGUAAUUAUUCCUCUGUGUGUAUCUGGGGGAGUCCCCACACCCCGCCCCUAUAAAGCUGUUAUCCCCAUGCCUCUGCUCUUCCUUAGGGGACAGGGGCUCUGCCCUACCUGGGGCACCAGGGGGGAUAAAGAGGGGUGCUCAGGGUGUGUGCCCCCUCCCGCUGCUCUAGCAUCCCGGGGGGGGCUCAGAGCAACCCCUAGGAGUGGGGUGACAGCAGCCACCCCCUGCCACCUGCCUCCCCAGGAGCCCUAAGCUUAGGCUGUGACCCCAAAGUGAGCCGGCUCCCCUG